AUGUUCUUACAUGUAUUUGACCAAUACAUCUCAGACACCCUCAGCUACAUCCACACAGUAGAGGGAUUCUGUGAMAGGCAUCCAAGGUGGAUCCUGCAGAGAAAGGAGGAACAAUCCAAGAUGAAGAACAUCAAGGACAUGGCAGAAGGAAUCGACCCCAACUUUGAUAAAGUCAUUAACUCUAAGGAUAAGGCAAAGGCAUUUCAAGAGUUCACAAACAAGUGUCUGACCCAGGUAACUGCAGACAAUAGGCAUAAGGAGCUGGAGAAGGAGCUGGAAGCUGUACUGAAGGACACUCUCAAGGGGCUGGAGAGGCUGGACUGCUUCAUGGAUGCUGUGGAGAGGCUGGUGGUCACCUCUCUGUUUGUAUUUGCUGAUGAAAACCGGUUGUGUCCUCUGCCUCAGGGGAGGGAACCAGCAAGUGUCCGAGCUGUCAUCACCUCCGCUAGAAUGGCCUGUCCUCUCCUCAUCCACUUUAAGAGGGACGCGCCUUCUUUUCCCCAUGCCUCCUCAAUGUGGAAGGUGCUGCACGUAUACUUGGAAAAUUACAUGAACAUCUCUGAGCAGCUUUGUGAGAGAAUGGGAUUGGGAAACGAGAGGCGGCCAAAGGAGGAAUUGAAGUCUGACAAAAUCAUCAUUAGAAAACAAUUUUGCAGAGAGAAGAAUGACAACUUGAUGAUUGACACUGACGUGAAUGAAAGGUCCAUGCAGAACAUGUUUAACCAUUUGUGCCAUUUGAGUGAUAUCAGGAUGAACCAGCACCUCAGACUGACGUUCCUGUUCCAGGACUCUGCCCUGGGCUUCAUUGGUCUGUUCAGUCAGCGCCACUCCAGAAUGCUGGACUUUCUAAUAGAGUUGGAAAAGAGAGCUGUCAAACUAGAAGAGAUGAAGUUUGGGUCUGAUAUCUCCAGUGUGGCAGGCAGUGCAGUGGGGGCAACAGGAGGGACUCUGACCAUAGCAGGCCUUUGUCUUGCCCCUGUGACUGCUGGGCUGUCACUGGGACUCACCAUCGCAGGGCUURGAAUAGGUGUGACCAGUGGUGUCAACAGUCUAACCACCGGUGUCACAGAGAUCAUGUUUAACAGAUACCACAGUAAGAAAGCCAAUACAGUCUUUCAAMAUUUCAUAGAGGACAUGCAAAUACUCUGGGGGAGUAURGAGAAGGUGGCCAGCAGAAUUCUUCCUGUUGUGCGGCAUAACAGGCAGGCAUUAAUGGUUGCGGUGAUUAUGGGAAAAGGUGGUGCGAGUUUAGGAAAGAAGAUUAAUGCCAUAGUGAAAAAUACCUCUGCAAUAGAGACCUUAAAGGGAAAAGGUGUGGUCAUGGGUGCAGGCAAGGUGGGACUCCAAGAGGGCAAAAAACUUGCUGCAGAUUUACCUGACAUUGGGAUGUUGGCACAAGGCACUCCACUCRCCCUAUYUAAGACAUUAAGGCGAUGUAACGUGGCCUCAAAUGCCCUAUUCAUUGGCCUGGACAUCAUCAAUAUCUGUAAAGACAGUGUCAGCCUCGCCAAAGUCAGCAAGAGAUCCCAGCUCAUCCGAGCCAGAGCAGCAUUGUGGCGCACUGGCGUGACACGCACAGAGAUCAACUCAUGUCAGAGGAUCCAUGACUCACUGUGCCGAGGCAUCUGGAGGUUCAGAAAGAGUCAGAGAAUCCUGGAGAAASCCUUUUACCUCGUGGGGGAGAUAGAGACUCUGGAGYCACCUUUGGAGAAGAUGGGACUCCUGGAGCCACCUGAUGCCCUUCAGUCACCUACAAUCAUCCAGCUGAUGCCCCAGCAUGAGGAUGGUGAUGAAGAGGAGAGGAAUGACAUCAUCAUGUGA
Messenger RNA from Salvelinus sp. IW2-2015, 1821 nucleotides. RefSeq lists its product as uncharacterized. Lineage: Eukaryota; Metazoa; Chordata; Actinopteri; Salmoniformes; Salmonidae. Gene Ontology annotation, molecular function: lipid binding. The transcript is spliced from 6 exons. Gene Ontology annotation, biological process: lipid transport; lipoprotein metabolic process. Gene Ontology annotation, cellular component: extracellular region; membrane. Bases 1 to 1821 code for a protein of 606 amino acids. The record is from RefSeq and is a predicted model, not a curated record.